AUGGAUUCCCCACCCACUGUACCACCCACGGUUCAACCGUAUUCCCCAGAGCAAGCGAUGGAUCAACCGACGUACCUCCCGGGUCAGUAUCCAGUGGUAACUCAACAACCGGCACCGCAAGUACAACAGACUAGCCAUACCACUGUACUGGUGAAUCAGCAACCAGUAGUGGUGCAACAGGCACCACGGAAUUGGAGCUCUGGAUUGUGUGGUUGCUUUGAGGACUGUGGCUCUCGUAAGUAUUCUUUAAGCGACACUCAAAUGAGUAAAUGUGGCGUUAAUAAUAGUAACUAAUUCACAUUCGCGUUAAAGCCAGCCUAUGCCUUUUGAUGGAUAAGUUAUGGGUGAAAACUUUUGCAUAGGGCAUAGGGUGGGCUGAUAGAGAAAAUUUGCCAGCGCCGCUGAAGCGGCCUAGGGUGGGGAAACUUGCUUGUCCGUUGUAGAGUAGACUUGCGAGAAGACGGCGAAUUUGUUUGCUAGAGCGUAUAAAAGGCCUAGGGAAUUUCCCUGUGUACCGUAAAGGACCAAUAGACUGCUUUACAAGGGAGCACGCAGUAAUCUAGUUGAUUAAAUCGUCAAGCGGCGGCUUUUACACGAAUGAGAAUAGUUAUAACUUUAUUUAUUAAGUGUUAGUAUUUCUUGCUCGAAUGUACUCAUUGAGGGCAGUAUUCAGUCACGUAUCCUAAUGGAUACGGCUCCGCCAUUUUUACGUGGUCAUCCUAGUCACGCGAAGCGGUUUAUCCGUUUCGAAACCAUAGACAAUACGUUCUUACUCAGUUUUCUUAAGACCCCAAGUAUUGGUCUGGAUCCGGAAAUCGAAUCCGCGACUUCCCACUCUGCAAACAAACGCUGUUCCACCUGAGCUAACCCAGCCACGUGUAUUUUAUUUUGUUUGUGUUUCAAGUGUGUAUGGGCCUUUUCUGUCCUUACUUCCUGCUGGCUGAUGUUUCGACCAGGAUGGGCGAAGGAUGUUGCUUUCCUUGUUGUUGCCCAUAUACUGCACUGUUGGGACUCAGGAUCAAGCUGAGAGUGCAGGAGAAUAUUCAGGUAUUCGACAGACAUUAAGAGCUUAAAAAACAACCUCGUUCUAGGGGACUAGUUUCAGUUCUUUAAGGAGCUUUGCCCCACAUUUAUGACUGAAGUUAAAUCAAGCCAUUUAAUAAAAAGAUGCCACCAAAAUGAAUUGAAUGAUAAAUGAAAAUAACCAAUCCGGCCAUCAAAAUAGUAAAAGAACGUUUAAACAACACUGCAGAUAACUUUUUUUACGGCACUCAUAUUGUUAAGCACUGUGCAAACCUGAGAAACCACCUUACUAAGCUCUAAAUUUUAUGUUUUAGGCUUUAAGGCGCUCUAGUGAAAAGCGUUCUUGAAGCUUAUGUGACUAUCUGUUGGCUUAGGGGACGGAAAACGUAUAAUGAUCGUAAUUUUUUAUGAGAGUCCGUUAAACUACAUUACGGGAGCAGUCUGAUUUUCUAGCCACCACUGCAAAAUUGUGGCAAUAUAACUUUUCUUUAAUAUAUUUGUUAAUUAUCGCCUCGACCGCACCUUCAAACUUUCCAAGAACCUUAACCUUGAAUGGAGGUAACGAUGGCCAAUUUUCAUGAAGAAAAAAAUUAUAAUAAAUAGUAUAAAGUUCUACGUUUUCCCCCCAUUUUUUAUCGGAUUAAGAUAAUAGAGUUUUCUAAUAUAUAGAUUUUGCCAGGGCUAAAAGCAAAGCUCUUGUUAAUAUCUAUAGUUUACUCAAACAAAAUAUAUAAUCGUGUAAUGCGAAGCGGCAACGGCAACAAAAAUAGCCCCCCAAAAGUCAGUUCUCAUAAGCAAAAAAAACAACUUUGCACGUUUGUCUAUUAGCAAAAAAAAAACUUUGCACGUGCAGCAAACCUUUUUUUUUACAUUUCUUUGCCAUUGUUUUACACUACUACAACGUGAAACUUCCAGAAACAUCCUAGUUUCCCCCUUUUUUCUAGCAAAUGUUGUACGGUGUUCCUCCUGUUCACUUUUCUUUUCAAUGCCACUCAUUUUCACUUUUAUGGGCGCUAGCACAGCAUUUCUCAUUUUCUCACCGCUGCUAUAAAGUUAUCAUGUUAUUCUUCCAGCGUAAUUGGUCUCCUUUGAUUGUUAUCUCUUGCUUUUUCUGUUAUUAAUGUAGACAUUGAAAUUAAGUCGAAAGAAAGAAUCGGCUUUGUUGUUGUUGUUGUUUUUUCAUCUCAAAAUUUCCGGGUGAGUAUGCAAUAUACCGCCGAAACGCGCGGGUACUUCAGCGAUAACAUACUCCUCCUCACGACGGGCUGACUCCUGACUCCCUUACCCCCUCCCUCAGCGUCUGUACGGACGUACUCGCGUACGGUCACGUUAUAACCAAAAUUUCUCGGAUGGAUGGUUUACCAAAUUUUCUAAGGUAUGGGGCUACGCUUGCGUACGCGAAGCGCGCGCUUAGAGCUCCGCUAUAAGAGAAUACUGAGAGAAUACCAAAAACUUGCUUCCUGCAACUGCAAAAGUUGCGUCUACAACUGCGAUAAUCUUCUUUCAUUUAAUUCUUCACCCCACAUUUCCUGUAUAUGAUUUUCAUAUAAUCAUUAUUUCAAUACCAAAAACAGAAUAAUUCACCCAUGACUGACUUCAUUUCAUCCAAUUGCAGGGCUCCAAUUGUGACGAUUACUCUACGGUUGAGUGUUGUCCACUUUGUGUUCUCUGUCAGCUGGCCCGUGAGCUUAAUCAUGUGCAACGCCGCGGUUAACUCCUACCAAGCUGAUAUCUAUAAGAAACGCCAGCUUUGUUUGCAAGAGUUAUCGUCUCCAUGGAAAGAAAAUUGUGGGAUUUAGAGUAGUUAGAGCGUUUCUCGUUCAGUUUUUUUAUGUUUUUGUAGAAGAUGCUGGGGUAGUAUAAUGCCAUGCUGUAUAGUGAGUAUAGCUAGUAGAGCUAAAAUUGCAGUGAGUAAAACAAAAAGUUCACAAUUGCUUUCGUUUGUAUUUCGUGUAUAACAGAAAAGCAUAGACUCGGUACCCUUUAUCGUGCACAUAGCCUGCGUAGCAAUCGUUUUCAUUUGGUUACGGAGCAAACAAAGACAAAGGAAAGUGAGUUUCGGCUUUGAGGGAGCGAGAAAUGGAACGAGAGUAAAAAAAUGCGCCAUUUUUCGCACGGUCUUUGACUCUUGUUCCUCGUUCUUUGCUCCGAAACAGCACGGAAACGCUUGCUAUGGAGGCUAUCGUGCACAGUACUCUGUGGCUUCUUUCGCUCUUCAACUGCAAUAGGCUAUGGUCGCACCAGUCUCAUUUCAUUACCGCUCACACGAGAACGAUGUGUAGCCGUUUACAUGAAACGUGAGUAAAUACCCAGCUCCACUAGAAACAAAUCAUUUGUUUACGCUGAACUACCAAAAGGAAAGCGAUUUAAUGAGGGUUUCUGUCACUUGUGUGUUGGUUAGUUUUUGUUUUUCCCUUGAAAAUAGUGCCAUUUUUCGGUUUUGAGUAUCGAUCAAUUUUCGUUUGUCUCUCUGGGCGGCAGCCAAUCAGCCUAUGGCAAACAAAUCAAUUUUACCAAGACCAAGCACGCAUCUGUUACCCUUCCCAAAGAGAUUGAUUUACAACUGCAAUGUAUGCUGUACUAACCUGAGAUCAGGCUCAAUUUUAGCGAAACGAAAAUAGAGCCUGAUCUCAGGUUACAGCUCCCCGCGGGGAGCUUGUGUGACUCCUGCCCGAGUCGCUGCACGAGGGAGAAUAGCUGUACAGCGGACGUUCAAAUGAUCCAAUAUGGCGGUGAGGUCUCGUCGUGUCGAUAUGUAUAGUUGAUUCAUCUGAAUUACCAAGCCCAAAAAUCCUGUAUGAAUUAAAAGAUGCAGGCAAGAGCUGUUGUGCUGAAAAGAGAUGAAAGUGGUCACAGAGUCUGAGCUGCGUGAAUUGGUAAAGCGCAUUCAUCAGUGGUAAAAUCACAAGUUUUAAGGUUUUAAUAUAGAUUUUAUCUGAUUUUAUAUAUGUUGUAGCAGAAACUGGUUGUAAUUAA
Porites lobata is the source of this 3999-nucleotide messenger RNA. Lineage: Eukaryota; Metazoa; Cnidaria; Anthozoa; Scleractinia; Poritidae. The record is from the annotation of a GenBank genome assembly.